GCACACAGUAAAUUCCACAGUGUUAAAUAUGCAGUGUCAAAGUACACUGACUAUUUCAGAGUUAUUGCAACAACAGCUGGAGUAAGAUACCACCCAGUGUUGGUGAAAAUAUCCGUUGUUAAAAUAGGCGGUGUGAAACGUACUCUGGAAAGCUCCGCCCACCUCCUCAGUCCAACAGAAAUUUCAGCCAGCCAUUUUCUUCAUUCUUCAUGUCAAGCGACUCCGGGAACAUGCUGCUUAAAACAAAACUUGGUGAUGUCCAAAAGUUUGUUAGAAUAACAGAGCCAAAUCUUAAAGAAUUUUUGGUUGCAGCAUUUGCAAAGUUUGGUGUCCCAGCUGUAACAGAAGGUGUGAAAGUUGUCGACAGUUCAGGGACUGAGUUGGAUGAAGAUGUUUUUGAGGAUGUGGUAAUGAAUCCCUCAACUGGGGUGUUGACCAUCAAAUAUGACUCAGAAUCUGUCUCAAAAGUAGCCUCUCCUGAGGCGUCCCAACCAUCAUCCCUCAAUUCUUGGGACUCUGGGGAUACAGACAUCAUUCCUGAUAGUCCCUCCAGAAAACGCCAGAGGCUGGAUGCGGAAGCUAAGCAUUUGGUGGAAUCAGUUCUUACCAACAAAUCGGGUGGGGAACGUAUAAUAAAUGAAUACAGCCGAACCAAGUCCUUGACAGAUGAAACCAGACGGAAAAUGGUUAACAUGCUGGCAGCUGACAUGACUGAAAAGAAUGGUACAUCCCCACCCAGGCAGGUGAAAGAAAUGUACGCCAGAGGAAUAGUGUCCUUAUUCCCCUACCUCAGUGACCCAUUCUCUAAGAAUGGCUAUGAGCACUAUUAUGAUGGGGAGAGUGGAACUGGGUACUUGGCCUGGAGGAUUAAAACUAUUCAGAGAAGCACUGCUAAAGAUAGGCGAUCCUCGUUUGGAGAAUCAGCCAAAGGAUCCUCUGAAGAUGUGUCUGGAGGACCAACUGUCAGACGAGAGUCCGAGUUUGUUCCAGAGACUGCCCUAACUGAAGAUGAGUGCAACGAAGCAAUCUCACUGAUGAAACAUUCAGCGGAUGAGAACAUCGUCAAGAAAAUGAAACUGACGUUUGAGCAUCGCCGCAACAUGGUCCUUGACCCACAGCAGUCAAGCAACAUACUGUCCGAAUUUCCACGUUUUAAAGACAUCAAAGGCUUGGUUGAACAGGAUUUCAUUCAGAUGUUUGGAGAGGGUAUCUCAAGCAAGCUUCUGGAGAGGUGGCCGGUCAUGUUCAAGAAAAAAAUCAUCCAACAGUGCAGAAAGCUUCCAUCCACAAGUGAGCUUGAAGAACUCUUGUUGGCAGCUGAUCCACCCGAGAAUGGCACUGAAGUUGACUUUGGUUGGGACAGUGACCUUUCGUCAGUGUUAUUGCUGCUACACCUGAUUCCACCUUCUGCUCAGGGUUGGAAGAGACCAGGAAAGGUUUCCGCAUCCCAGGCAGAGAAGCAUCUGGUGGUCUUCAAGAAGACUGGAACAAACAUUCAAGAGCAUCUCGAUGCCAUCACCAGUCAAGCUCAACCCUAUCUCCUGGCUGUUGGAGUUAAGAAGAACACGAUCCAUCAGUUCUUCAUCAUUCUUGACAAGAAUGCCAUACCUUGCAGGUCAACAUCAUCUCUUGGUGCCUUUGAUGAACUGUUUAAGGCUCAUUUUGUUUUUGGCACAUCUUAUAACAGCAUGCUCCACAACAUGUACACUUUCAUCAACACCACAGUGUACAACAUAGAUGUCGGCAAGGUCAAGGAAAGUCCUCGUGUCUCUGAAGUUAGGGCGAGGUUUCUUCGUUAGUGUUUGAAGUUUCUCUUCUCUAAUGAAGUGUUUUGUUUGUCAGGCUGAGUUAAAAAGUUCAAAUAUGCUUGUUAGGCAUUUAAGGUUAGUUCAUGGCUACUUACCUGGAAAAAAUCUCAGGCUUAAAUGUGCUCAGACUGGAUGUGGAUGUGUGUUUGGUACAUUUUCUGGUUUUAGGAAGCAUUUAAACACCAAACACACUGAGUAUAUUGACCAAGAUGGAGACACUGUUGUUAAUUUGAGCAGCGUAGGAGAGGAGGUGAUAGCUAAUGUAGAUGAGACUGCCCCAACAUCUGAACUUUUGAGAUAUUCCAAUAGGAGCACUCUAGAUAUCUGUGCCUCUGCUGUUGCACAACUCAAAGCAGCUGGAUUAAGUCAAUCUUCUGUAAAUAGUUUUGUUUCCUCCAUGGAAGAAGUGUGUUUUGAGAUUCAUGGUCAAGCUAAAGAUGCAGCUCUACAGAGCUUAUCUCCACAGGACAUCGAAAUUAAAAACAAAAUAGAGCAAUCUUUCCAAAAGUUGGAAAACCCAUUCACAUCCUUAAAUUCUGAAACUAAAAGAAAUAAACACUUCAAAGAAAAGUGGGGAAUGGUAGAACCUGUUGAAAAGGUUCUUGGCACAAGAUUUGACAGCAGAAGAAACAAAACAACUGGGACAUACGAUCAGGUCAUUGUAACUGAUAAAUUUGCAUAUAUUCCAAUUUUAGAAACCUUGAAGACAAUUUUUCAAAACCCAGAACUUUCGGAUCUGUUCAAGCCCAGGCAUGUACCCAAGGAAGGUGUAUAUGCAGACUUAAGAGAUGGCAACUAUUUAAAAAAAAA
This is a messenger RNA of Fundulus heteroclitus (mummichog), 2618 nucleotides long. RefSeq lists its product as uncharacterized. The transcript has 11 exons. NCBI's taxonomy places the organism in Eukaryota, Metazoa, Chordata, Actinopteri, Cyprinodontiformes, Fundulidae. The coding region runs from base 210 to 1799 and encodes 529 amino acids. The record is from RefSeq and is a predicted model, not a curated record.